AUUUUUAUAUUUGCUGUGUGUGUGUGUGUGUGUGUGUUUGUGUAUAUAUAUAUAUAUAAAUAUGUGUAUAGUCGACUCGCAUGCGAGUCAAAAAAAAUAAAAUCUCCUCAUUCGAAGGAUUGACUUGAUAUAAUAAAAUUUCCAAUAUUGUUUGACGAGGAUUUUUUUAUUUCAUCUUUUUUAUAUUCAGGGAUCAGAGAAUGGCGAUGAUAAAAAUUGGAAAACGUCGACAGAGCUGACGAGAGGAUCUUUUAGGAAAACCCAUUAUAUUUAAUUAAUUUAUUUUAUCGUCUGACUAAUCAAAGGUGGGCCGAGGCAUUUGAUUAAUUGCUUUCACCUUUUCACAUCUCUUUUUUUUCAUCAGUCAUGGAUCCCUAUUCAUUGAGUGUUGAACGAGAGGCUUCAAAAAAUAUCGAAGAAAAUGAGAGAGAAUGUUUUAAGGAUGCCAUUGUAUCGAGUAGAAGUUUAAAUAAAGGAUUUGUUGAACCAACAAAAAUUAAAAAUGCAAUUCCCGAGGUGGCAGCUUGUAUAAUUGCAGCAUCAUUUCACAUUGCCGUUGGUUUGAGUAUGGCAUAUUCGGCAGUUAUUAUUCCGGUUUUACAAAAAGAAUCGAACUCGACUGAAAUUUAUUCAAACUCAAGUUCGACAAAUUGGACUGAGCCACAUGAAUUGCAUGCAACAAAAGAAGAAUGUUCCUGGAUUGCAAGUAUCGUGAUUCUUUGUACGCCAUUUGGUGCAUUUAUUGGAAGUUUUUUAAUGGAAUCAUUGGGAAGAACGAGAACAUUACAAUUGGGAACAAUACCAUGUAUCGCUGGUUAUAUAUUAAUUGCAACGGCACAAAAUUUACCAAUGAUAUUUAUUGGUCGUGUAUUGGCUGGUUUAGCAACGGCACUGGCAACAUCGCCUGCAAUUGUUUAUAUUACUGAAGUUGCACGACCCGAAUUACGCGGUGCCUUAAUGUCAUUUGGACCAACAUUGGCAUCGUUUGGCAUGCUAUUGGCAUAUUUAAUGGGUGCCUUUUUACCAUGGCGUAAUGUCGCCUGGUUUAGUAUUAUUUUUGCUAUUUUCCCAGUUUUUCUCAUUCAAUUUAUUGUACCUGAAUCGCCAGUGUGGUUAGUGACAAAGGGAAAAAUUGAAGAGGCACGCAAAAGCUUGGAAUGGUUUUAUAAAUUCGAGGAGGAUGGAAAAAUUUCUGGACUCGAGACACAAUUUACAACGAUUAUGAAGGAAAAUGAAAUUCGACUCAGUAAUCAACGACGCAGUAAACGCGGUGGUUUUUUAACUAAAUUUCAAGCAUUCUUAAAACCAACUGGAUGGAAACCAAUGUUCAUUUUAUUCAUGUUCUUCCUUUUUCAACAAUUCUCAGGAAUUUACAUUACUUUAUUCUAUGCUGUAAAUUGGUUCGAUGGAAUUGAAGUAAAUGCAUAUAUAGCUUCAAUUUUAGUUGGUUUAACACGAUUUUUAUGCUCAAUGGUCAACACUGUUCUUCUUCGACGUUUCAAGAGACGUAUUCUUUGUAUUGUUUCCUGUUUUGGAAUGGCAAUUUCCAUGUCAGUUUCCGGUUAUUAUAGACUUAAAAUCGAACAAGGCAGCAAUGAUGGAAACUGGGUGCCAGUUCUUUGUCUUUUACUCUAUGUGUGUACAUCGAUGAUUGGAAUGUUAACGAUACCAUGGACAAUGACGGCAGAACUUUUUCCAACUGAAAUUCGUCAUAUUGCCCAUUCGAUAAGUUAUUCAAUGGCAAAUCUUCUUAUGUUUGGCGCUGUUCAAAGUUAUUUUGGAUUAAUUGAAUUUUUAGGAGCUCCCCAUCGUCUUCACUGGUUUUUUGCCGGAGUUUCCCUUGGUGCCGCUGUUUUUGUUUGGCUCUUACUUCCCGAGACUCAUGGUAAAAAAUUAUCUGAAAUUGAAGAAUAUUUCCAUAAUAAUUUCAUUGCCGCUGGCGCUGAGUCAAAGGAUCGAAAACGUCGAAUUAAACGACGACAACAACAAAAAGCAAAAAAUGCCGCACGAGAACCACUUAACGCCAAAAGUCCUCAAACUGUUUAAAAAAAAGAAAGAAAAAAAAAAAAUAUUCAGUGUCUGAGGCUAGUUUACUUAAUUUAAAAACAAACAUUUGCUAUUUGAAAAAAAUUAGAUUUUUUCCCUUUUUUUAGAAAAUUGGAUUCUUUUUAAAUAUAUAUAUAUAUAUAUAUAUAUAUAUAUAUAUGACAAAAGAGAAUUUUUUUACGAAAGGAAAAAAAAUUUUAUAAAAAAAAUAUUAUUAAUUAUUCAUUAAUUAAUAAUAAUUAAUAAUUAAUUAUUUAAAUACAAUUAAUAAAUAAUUAAAUAAUUAAUUAAAUAAUUAACUAGUAAUCAAAAUAGUAGGAAAAUUCGUGUUAAUAUUGACAAAUUUUCAUAUUGCAAUACUUGAAUAAGAUUUUUCCUAUCGUCUCUCUUAAUGUGCCUUUUAUCGAAUAAUUAAUUUUAUUUUUUGUUGUAAGUUCUCUAGGCUUAAUGUGACAAUAGUAUUAUAACGAAGCAACGAAUUUAUUUAAUUUUUCUUUUUAAAUGACAAAAAUUUGUUUUUUUUUUCAAAAAAAAAAGAAAGAAAGAAAAAUGAUGAUCAAAAAUACUUUUCUAUUGUAAGUAAUAAUUAAAUAAUAUGAUUAAUUUUUAAUUAUUUACUAAUUUAUUAAUUAAUUUCAAAAAUUUAUUAUUCAAUUAUUUAUAAUUUUAAUAAUAAAUAAAUUAAUUAACAUAGUAAUUAUUUAAUUAAUCAAUUAAUUACCUAAUUAAUUUAUUUUUUAAUUGCUUAAUUAAUUAAUUAUUUAACUUAAUAUUUUUUUAUUAUUAUUUAAAUAUUUAUUUAUAAUUAAUUACAAAAUUGUGAUUAAUCAUAAUAAUUAAUUAUUAAAUUAAUUAAUAAUUAAGGUAAUUAAUUAAGUAAUUAAUUAAUUGAUUUAUUUAUUAAUUAAUAAAUUAGUUUUAUAAUUAAAAACUACACUUUCCAGAUUUCUUUUGUUAUUAUUAUUAUUAUUAUUUUUUAUUUUUUUUUUAUUAAUGUUAAAUUUUAGUAAUUUUCUAUAGCAAUUUCUUUUGUAGAAUUUUUUUUCGUAAUUUAUAUUAAUUUCUACAUAAUAUUAUAAUUAAGUACUUAAAAAAUUUGUUUUCAGAAUUUUUCUAUAAAUAAUGUGAUAAAUAUUAAGAUACGUGACAUUGAAUUUCAAUAAAUAUGUUUGUGCUUUGUUCCUUUUUAUAAUAAUUUCAAGUCGAUGCCAUUAUGAUGAGAGUAAAAGAAAAGAAAACGGUAUUAUUCAAAGCUACAUUUGUGAUAGAAUAAUAUAAUAAUUAUUAUUUUUCCUUCGAAUAUUCGCAAAAAACAUGUGAUAAAUCCGGCAUAUUUUUUUUAUAUAUUUAUCUAUAAUUAUUAUUAUUAUAACAAUAAAAAUAUAAUAAGAAAUGUA
Leptopilina boulardi is the source of this 3443-nucleotide messenger RNA. Its product is annotated as facilitated trehalose transporter Tret1-like. Lineage: Eukaryota; Metazoa; Arthropoda; Insecta; Hymenoptera; Figitidae. Bases 367 to 2046 code for a protein of 559 amino acids. Gene Ontology annotation, cellular component: membrane. The transcript is spliced from 9 exons. Gene Ontology annotation, molecular function: transmembrane transporter activity. The record is from RefSeq and is a predicted model, not a curated record. Gene Ontology annotation, biological process: transmembrane transport.